Drosophila melanogaster (fruit fly) is the source of this 1899-nucleotide messenger RNA. RefSeq names its product ionotropic receptor 56d (gene Ir56d). The coding region runs from base 1 to 1899 and encodes 632 amino acids. Lineage: Eukaryota; Metazoa; Arthropoda; Insecta; Diptera; Drosophilidae. Gene Ontology annotation, cellular component: plasma membrane. Gene Ontology annotation, biological process: detection of chemical stimulus involved in sensory perception; monoatomic ion transmembrane transport. The transcript has a single exon. The record is from RefSeq and is marked reviewed.
AUGGAUAAUCGUGCUGCGGAACUUAUUCUCAGAGAACGAAACAUUUUCCCAACCAAUGGUUCCGAUAACAUUACAUUGCUCAACAACAUGUUCGUUUUGGAAAUGUUCUACAGAAUAACGCAGCUGUACCAUUUUAAGAACUUCAUUUUUUAUAUAUCUGAAAGGCUAGACUUGAAUAACAAGGACUCGCAGGAGUUCUUCCACAAUUUCUGGACCUAUUUUCCAAUGGCGCCCAACUUGAUAAUAACGAGAGAGCACCAUUUGGGCAUACCCAUGAUGCAGUUCAUCAGCACUCCAUCGCUGGUGAUGGUCUUCACUACGGGUAAGGACGAUCCCAUUAUGGAGCUGGCUUCCCACAAUCAACAAGGAAUUCACUGGCUGAAGACGAUAUUCGUCCUUUUUCCCAGCCUACAGAGCCGUGACUUCGAGACCAAUCCGGAGUCACUCGCUCAAUUCACGGCGGAGAUUAAGGAUGUCUACGAUUGGGUGUGGAGGAAGCAAUUCAUCAACACAUUUUUGAUUACCAUUAAGGAUAAUGUAUUUAUACUGGAUCCCUAUCCCACACCAUCGAUUGUUAACAAAACUGGCGUAUGGCAAGCCGAAGAGUUCUUCCACAAAUAUGCCAAGAACAUGAAGGGCUAUUUGGUAAGGACCCCCAUCCUGUACGAUAUGCCACGGGUCUUUAAAUCGGAUCGGCCCACCAACAGGUACGAGAAGAACUUCAUCCACGGCACCAGUGGGAAUUUGUUUCUGGGUUUCCUGGAAUUCGUCAAUGCCACUCUGAUGGAUACCAGCGCAAAUGUAACAGCUGACUAUUUGAAUAUGACGAACCUUUUGGAUUUGGUGUCGCAAGGGGUGUACGAAACCCUGAUCCACUCCUUCACCGAAAUAACCACCAAGUUCGUGGUCAGCUAUAGCUAUCCCAUUGGCAUUAACGACUGCUGCAUCAUGGUGCCCUAUCGAAAUCAAUCCCCAGCAGAUCAGUACAUGCAUGAGGCUCUUCAGGAAAAUGUUUGGGUACUGAUCAGUCUAUUCACCCUCUACAUAACUGUGGCUAUCUAUUUGUGUUCACCACUGAGACCACGUGACCUCAGUGCCGCAUUUCUACAGUCCAUAUGCACAUUGACGUACAGUGUGCCCACUUUCAUCAUUCGCACGCCAACAUUGCGUAUGCGCUAUCUCUACAUUCUGCUGGCUAUCUGGGGAAUAGUCACAUCGAAUUUAUACAUUUCCCGGAUGACCAGCUACUUCACCACAGCCCCGCCAGUGCGUCAAAUAAACACUGUGCAGGAUGUGGUGGAAGCCAAUCUGAGGAUUAAAAUGCUGGCCAUUGAGUAUGAGAGGAUGGCCAAGUCACCGCUGCAAUAUCCAGAAAGCUAUUUGAACCAGGUGGAUUUGGUGGACAAGCACAUGCUGGACCUGCAUCGUGAUCCAUUCAACACCUCCUUUGGCUACACGGUAAGCAGCGAUCGCUGGCGGUUUCUUAACUUGCAGCAACUCCAUCUUCGGAAGCCCAUCUUCCGGUUAACGGAAAUAUGCGAAGGACCGUUCUACCACGUGUUCCCCCUGCACAAAGACUCCCACAUGCGCUCCGUGAUGACCGAAUACAUCAUGAUCGCCCAGCAGGCGGGCCUAAUGAACCAUUGGGAGCGCGAGACGUUCUGGGAGGCAGUGCAUCUCCACCGCAUCCAUGUGCACUUAUUUGACGAUGAGCCGAUGGCACUCAGCCUGGAUUUCUUCUCCAGCCUUCUGCGCACCUGGACUUUGGGUCUGAUCCUAGCCGGUCUGGCUUUUGCUGCCGAAAUGAAGUGGCACGAGCAUGUGACCUUCAAACGUCGUCCUGUUAUACGGAUAACCCGCAAGCCCAGAUCGUUUCUCAGGCGCUUCAUGAAAUUAUGA